AUGUCGGUACCUGCCGAAGAGCAUUCUGCGAAAUCAACAACUCCUGACAAGAUUCUUCUUCCUGCGACGGCCACGGUGUCCUCCAGCCCUGAAUAUGCCCAACGCCUAAUUGCACAUGUGGCUCGCAGCUUUUUGACGAGUCCAAUCUUGAUCGGCCUGAUCACCGAGGUAGAUGACAUCAAGCAGCCUCCCUUCACUCCUUUCACCUUCGAACGACGCGUGAAGCACUUCGAAAGUGGCAGCAUUAUAUCUUCAGCUAGGAACGGCGCUUUGAUUGCCGAGGCAGACAACUGGACAGCGGCUUCGUUAUGGCAGCCACCUGGGUUUACUGGUGGCAUGGAUGCUCCACGUUAUCACAAUCCACUACCUCUGCUCAAGGAGUUCAUAACAAAAGCGGCCGCUGUGCGGGCAAAAUAUCUGGAUCCUGAAUUCCGCGAGAGAUACUGGCAUCUCAGCUAUUUAGCUCGCGAUCCAUCAAAGAUAAGUAAAGGAGCUGUGUCGGCUGUAAUGCGACCUUUUCUACAACGGGCUGAAGAGGAUGGAGUUCCAGCAUGGUUGAUAUCAGUGGAUCUGCAUGCAGUACAAGUAUACGAGCACUACGGUUUUAGGGUGUGCGAGAAAAUCAUUAUAGGUCAAGGCGUCGCUCGGCCUGAUGGAUGGCCAGAAGAGGGCGGAGAGGGUUUUGCUCUCUGGGCAAUGGUCUUCGAUCAACAUCUUGGGCGAUGA
Molecule: messenger RNA, 726 nt
Organism: Endocarpon pusillum Z07020
Lineage: Eukaryota; Fungi; Ascomycota; Eurotiomycetes; Verrucariales; Verrucariaceae
Exons: 1
Coding region: 1-726 (241 amino acids)
Source: RefSeq, a predicted model, not a curated record